This is a messenger RNA of Cinara cedri, 19853 nucleotides long. NCBI's taxonomy places the organism in Eukaryota, Metazoa, Arthropoda, Insecta, Hemiptera, Aphididae. The record is from the annotation of a GenBank genome assembly.
AUGCCUCUGUUGCAUAGGAAACCGUUUGUCAAGAACCCCGUGCCCAGGGGCCUGAGGGAUUCGGACGAGGUGUUCUACUGUGAGCUGACCAAAGAGAUAUUCCUCAGUUACGAGUGAGUACGCGCGCUUUCGCAAUAUCGCGCGUUUAUAAAACGGGUCCCAGGAAUAAACCGUGAGUUUCACAUGGCGCCGAACAUGAUUGAUUUGCACGCGCAACCACGUUUAUUAUGGCCGUGCGAUGAGUUGCAGCUUUUUAACAAUAUCUUGCAUCGUCCACGAAACUUCGACAUUCACUUAUAUUUUGUAAAAAAUGCCACUUUCACUGCGCUUUUACGUCGACCCGCGAUCUUUUUCUUUUUUAAAAUAUAAUAUUCGAGGUUAAUCUCCUCCUCCACUUUUACUUUGGUGAGCCAUAUCUUAUUUUUUUUUUCUGACAUUCAAACAAUUUGAUAUUUAUCAUUGUAAAGUUUACAGUUAGCUUUGUGCUGGUAAUAUAAUAGGUGUAUAAUAGAGAUAUAUUAUAUUAUUAUGACCUUACCUCUGAACCUCUUUCAUCUUAAUGACUACGCUAUGUGUUUUGUUGUAACUGAAUUUUGGUAGACAUUACAUUCGUUUACUGGCAUUCUAAAUAUAUAUUUAAAAUAUAUUUUUUACUUCAUCUACUGGUAUAUGUUGAAUAAUAUUAUUUUUGUUCUAUGCCUUACAUUCCGAACAAAGAAAAUUUAAAACUUAAUUCUAUUGUAAUAUAAUUCAUAAGAUCAUCAAAUGUAAAUUUGUGUGGAUUUGGGUACGUUUUUUUAUCUUAAAAGUUGUAUUUGUUUUUUAUUAGUGACUUUUUUUAAGUUGAUUUUACAAUUAUGAUAAAUAAAUUGGUAGUAGGUACUUUUAAAUGUAUAUGUAGGUCCCUUGAAUUACUAUUUUUAACCUAGUAAUUGUACUGACGUAUGUUCUAUUAUCUAAAGUGGUUUUCAUGCAAAGAUUUAUUAAUUUUUUUGUAUUUUAUCUAUUUAGGCAUUAUGUUGAAAGAAUUAUUUUAUGUAAUUCACUAGUAUGGUCAUGUGAACUGACUGGUAAGAAAAAUAUGACUUACAAAGAAGCUUUGGAUUGUGAAAUAGAAUCGAAAAAAAUGUUGAAUGACUUUCCAAAUGAGGUAAGUAAUAAUAUUUUAUUAAGGGGUUAUAAUUUAAUAAAUAUGUAUUUUAUUUUCAGCUUCAAAAGCCCAUUUUAUAUUUAUUAACUUUAACAAAAUGUUCUUCUUUGAAAGAGCUUAUUGAACAAAUAUUUAAUUUUGUAAGAUAUCGAUAUUUUGUAUCAGAAAUUGUAGAUGUUGCUUUAGAACAAGAUCAAUGGUAAGGAUAGUUUGAAAUAGUGGUAAUUUUAAAACAGUUAAUAUUCAUUACUCAUUAUAUAGGAAAACAAUCUCAUUUGUUUAUUUCUUAUUCAAUUUAUAGGUUGAAAUGUAGAAUUUUAGCAGUUCAUUCUCCUUCUGACCAAAAAAUUGACGAAAAAAAUUAUCACCGUACUACACCAAAGUAUUAUCCAUAAACAUUUUUUUUUUUUUUUUUAGAAUUAUAAUUUUUUUUUAACUAUUUUUUUCAUAGAAAAUCAAAUGACAGUAAUUCAAGUACAGCACUUGCAUUUUAUAAUUAUGAUGUAGAACUGCUGAAUUCUAAGAAAAUACAAAAUCCAAAUAAUGAACCCAUUUACAGAGUAGAUGGUGUUCAAAUUAGAAGAUCAAAAGGUUGUUUUACAAGAGAUAGAUGUCGAUUUUUUAUAACUCAUAAUGUUGAGUUUAAAAAUGGUUUGAUAACAUUAAAGGUAAAUUACUUAAAAUAAUAUUUAUAAUAUUGUAUCUAAUAAGCAUGGCUUAGACGAUCUUUUUUGGGGAGGGGUGAAACCUAACCUAACCUACUAUACAUAUAACUUUAUUAACACUAAGGGUAGACACACACUAAACGGUUGCCUGCAGAUGUAUUGCAGUAUAUAGUUGAUUAUGAGUGCUGCUGCCACACAGUUAGUCCGGAUACACUAUAUACAUUUGGUAAGUCUGGAUAAAGGUUAGCCGUAAACUAAUCGCAAAGAGCGUAUGCUGACUGUGGAUAGCUACAAAGGAGCUACAGCACUACAAGUGAACAGAACUUUGUGCAUAUACAAAAUUGUAUACACAAGGAGUUUAAAUAUAAUUCAUUGUUUGAGGUUAACAGGACAUCUGUAUUGUAAGCAGCCGUAUAGUUACCGUGGUGUUUCUCUUAGGGGGGGGGGAGGCGAAAUAUAUUUUUAUUCUAUCUUAAAAAUUUACAUCAUAGCUAAUAUAACCUAACUUAACAGGAAUUUUAUAUUUGUAAAAUAUUAAAUAGAACAUUUUAGUAGGUACAUAAAAAAAGAAAUUGUUUAAUAUAGUUCAUGUUAUAAAAUAAUUUUAUAAUAAAUUGUAUUUUAAUACAAAGUUUAACAUUCAGUUUUUCAUACGAGAAAAUCAUUCAAUAAUUUCAUUAACUGGUAUACUGAUAUAUAUAUACUGUAUAUAUUGUCACAUAAUUAUACGACCUCUGGGAGUGGGGCGAAUGCCCCCUUUGCCCACCACAGGUAUGCUACUGUAUAGUUAUAUGUACCCAUAGCUUUACUUAAAUUUCUAGUUUUUAGUUUUCAAAAUCAUUUAAAAUGUUAUUUUGGUAUGUAAUUUUGAAUAUCAAUUUCCCUAUGAUAGAAAAAAGUAAAAAAAAAUUGUUAUGUAUGGGAUAAACUCUAAUCUUCAGUUUUUGUUUUAACAAAAAAUGUCAUCAAUUUCAUUAAAAAAUAUAAUUUCUUUGUGUGCAUCAAGUAAACGUAAAUUGGACAGUCUAACUUGCUAUGUUUAACUCGCUAACUAGCUAUGUAUGCACUCAAAUAAUAAAUUAUUAGGUAAAUAUUAAAACAUAAAUGUUCCAUCACAUGAAGUACAAUAAAGUUGUACCUAAUAUUUCAAUUUUACAUACGUGAAUAUGCAAUAAUAAAUAUAUUUGAUAUAGUAUAUCUACUUAUAACUCAUAUUUAAAAUUAUUAUUUUAGAGAAAUAGGGAGACUUCCAGCCCAGGGCUGUUAAAUGUGCCCAUGAAUUAAAUGGGGGGGGGGGGUGAAAGGCUAGAAUUGCCUACUCACCAUUGGAGCUGAUCCUGGUAUCUAAUAAGCAAUUAAAUCUUAGCAACUCAUUAAUUAGUACUAUAAUGUGACUUUCAAAAUAAUAAAUAAUAUGGAUAUUAAUAAUAUUCUAGGAUAGUAUGGCAAACAGUAUUGCUAACAUGAAAUUUGAAGACAUAUUCAGUGGAGAGAUUCCUACAUUUUCUGAAACAAGAAAGAACAAAAUAUUAUCUAAAAAUGGAUUAAUUAAAAAAUCAAAUAAAGUAAUGAAUGGUGAACUAUCUAAGAAAUCUAAUAAAUUAAUGAAUGGUGAAACAUCUAAAAAAGAUGAUAAGGCUAUGCUAGAAAUGCAAGAAAAACAGAAAGAAGAGAAGAUAAAAAUGAAAGAAAAGAAAAAGGAAGAAAAAGAAAAACUAUCCAAAUAUCACAAAGAGUGGAGUAAGAAAAAGGAAGAUCUUGAGUUGGAAGAUUUAAAAGUAAAUAUAAUUUUUAAUUUUAAGAAUUUAUUUUAGAGCAUGAUAAGGAGGAUUAUUUUACUCAAAAAAAAUCUUUGAUUUUUUUGAAAUACUAAAGUUUUCAAUAUUUAUAUUAAAAAAAAAAUAAGUUUAUAUUUGUUUGGAUGGUAAUGGUAUCUUGCUAUUACUCGUUAAUGCAUUUAUUAUAUUUCAUACAAUUUAGGAUUACAUGUGUAAUGUCUUUUAAUUAGACAAUAAAUUAUGAAUAAAUGUAUCAGGUUCAUUUUUUAUCUAUUAUUAAUUUAUCAUUUAUAUUCAUCAUAUUUUAUAUUUAAAUUAAUGUAAAAUUAAAUUUUUUAUAAUUUAUAGGAAUUGCCCAAUGUGAAUCCAGUGAAUUUACGAAUUCCCAAUGAACAUUUUGGUGAUUUUGUAAUGAUAUAUGAAUUUUUCAAUAACUUUUGGUCUCAACUUGAUGCAGAAAGUUAUUUCCCCCAAGGAAUGAAUAUAGAAUUGUUGGAAAGAUGUUUGGUUGAAGAAGAAAUAACUGGUAUAAAUAUAAUCUGAUUUAGUAUAUUUAAUGAAUUUUAUGAAUUUUACUUUACUUAGAUUGAGAAUAUGUUGAUAUAUAUAUAUUUUAAUUAUACAUUCUAUUAAAUCUAUUUAAAUUGUAUAGGUCCAUUAAAUACUCUUGUUCAAGUACUGUUAAGAACAAUAUUUGACUUUGAAGAGGAUGAAGAAGCUGAUAUGAAAGAAAGUAACAAUACAGGUUAUUAUUUUUCGGUUUUGUUUUCUUUAUAUUAUUUUAUUAAACUCUGAAAUUUUUAGGCUGGGAACCAGUUUAUCAUGUAAGUGAUGAAAAAACAAAGACUGCUAUACAAUUAGCAACUAAUGUUCGACAUUGGGCAGUGCAACAUUUGGGCCAGUCAUUAAAUAAAAUAUUAUUACAACCAACUGUAAUUUCUGAAGUAUUGAGAAUCCAUUUACUUUCAUCUGGUGGAAAAUACUCUGAUCGAAUGGCCAAGUGGAUGUAAUUAAUUUAAAAAUUUAAUAUAUCUAAAAUUAAAACAAAACAUGAUUAUAAUAAUUUAUUUUAAGAUAUCACGUAAGAGGAAACUAUUGUCCUUCAGAUGAUCCUGGACUUUAUAUUAGAUUACAACAUCCAGAAGUAUUAAAAGCUUUAAGUCGCCAUCAUGUUACAUGCUUAUCAAUUUGUAAGAAUAGUAGGAUACAUAAUUAAUUUUUAUUUAAUAUAUUAUACAUUAUGUUUAGCUCACAAAAUGAUUUUAAUUAAUUGUUUGAUGAAUCAAAUACUAACACUUUCAUCUUACCGAGAAGAAUUGCAAAAUACAGUUAUUAAAACUAAAAAUGACAAACUAGAAGUAAAAAGUGCAUUAGCUGCUGAAAAGAGAAAAACUCUUGAAGUUGUUCAGAAGUAAAUUGCAUACAGAAAAUUUUGAAUGUUUUUUUAUUUGUUAAAAUUUUGUUUUCAGAAAAAAAGAAAUGAAAUUAUUAAAUGGUGAAACUCAAAAUAUAGAAAAUGAAGAAAAGGCUAUUAAUAAUAGACUGAAUGAAUUGAACAAAAAGUUUAUUGAAGUGACUGAUACAGGCAUGACUGCUCAAAUAUUACCACUUGGUAUGGAUCGAGCUUUUAGAAAAUAUUGGUUGUUUGCUUCUAUGCCUGGACUUUUUAUUGAAGAUGAUGAACCCUAUCCUGGAACUUGCUUACCUAAGUAAUAAAUAAAUUACUUAUUAAUAGCUUUCAAGUUCAAAGCUUAACCAUUUUAUACAAAUAAAAUUUAAUUAUUCCUCUUGUUUGUUUUAAAAACUAUGCAUAAUUUAUUUAAUAUUAAUGUGUAAUGUUAAAGAUAAAAACAAAUAUAUAAUAAUAAAAUUAAUGAUAUUUAAUUUUUAUUAAUAGAAUUAUUUAUUGUAUUUGUUACAGCGGUACUCCUAUUAGUAACAUUAUUGAAAAUGAUCCUGCAGUGUAUAUCAAAAGAUUAUUUGAAAUGAACGAAAAAGAAAAUGUUGGUGAAUCAAGAAGUAGUUUGUCCAAUACACCAUCAAAAAAAAGACUAUUUAAUGAGAGUUCAUUCAUGACUAAUGAAAUACCUUUAGAAAAAAAAAAAUUGCUCUUGUGUUGUUUUGGUCCUGAUAACCAGUGUCCGGUACACGAAAAACUUGAACAUAGACUUGCAUGGGGUUAUUUGAACACUCCUGAUGAAUUGGACAAUUUAAUCGAUAAUUUGAACUCCAGAGGAUUUAGAGAAGGUGAACUUAAAAAAAUAUUACAACAAGAAAAACCACGUAUUAUUUCAAGUAUGGAAAAGUGUACUGACUGUCUUUUAAAUCCAUCAUUGGUAAGUAGCAACUAUAUGCCUAUAAAUAAUCUUGAAUAAAAUUACUCACAUUAUUUUUAAAUAAAACUUCAAUAAAGAAUAAAGAAAUUGGUGUGUUUUAAUUUAUGUGGUGGCCUUAAAUAAAAUAUAAAUCAAUGUUCUCCUUUUUUAAAUUAAUGUCAUGAAUAGAAUAAGAAACUUUUUCUUUUUUUUUUAUUUGCACGUAAAUGGUAAAUGAUUUAGAUUAGGAGUCUUUCAAAAGUUUCAUGUGUAGAUUGAACAUUGGAAACUAAUAUUUUAGAAAGAUUGUUUUGUAGUUAACUCUCAAGUUUAAAACCAAUAUCCAGGAAAUUGUCAACAAAAAUUUGUGAUAUUCAUUUAAAAAAAAUUAAUUCUGUAGUUACAUUUUUGUUAGCCAAGCGUAAAUUUCGAAUGGUACUUGGCCAUUUCUCUUAUUAUUAUAAAGGGAAGAACUCUCAAAUUAUUUAGGUUGUAUUUUGAAAAAUAUGCUUUUAGAAAUUAAAUUUAUAAAAUUAAUUGUUCUAAUUACAGAUUUGUCAUCAUUUUAAUUUAAAACAAGUUAAAUUAUUUAAAUUUUUAAAAAAUAAGGAUAUUGGCAAUCAAUUGUUAGUAAAAUAUCAUUUGAAAAAUGCAUAUUUGAUGAGUUAAUGAAUUUAAAAAUAUUUAUUUUAGAAAUAUUUUGUAUUACGAAAUCGAAAAUAUUUUAUCUAAAAAAUUUCUAUUAAUUUCUAUUCUAUUCAUGAAUUGUUUAAAUGUUAUUAAAUGACAUCUCUUAAUUUCAUAUUAUAAUAUGGAAGACUGACACGAGACUAACUAACUAAUAUAUAUUUUAGGUUUACUUGAAUACAAUUUUGAACUCUAGAGUUAAAGAAUUUAAAAUAUUAUAUAUAAAAUAUAUAUACUGUAUAUAUGUAUACAUAUGUAUAUAUUUACAUAAAUAUAUACAUUUUAUGACUUCCUAAUAUUUUAUUAUCAACUAAAUUUAGUUGGGUAGUCACCCAACUAAAUUUUUUUAAGAUAAUAUAUAAUGCCAAUUUAAUACAAAUGAUUUUACAAUUUUAAAAUAGUAAUGGUAUAUUUUUAUGAUUAUUAUUACUAUUUUAAUAUAUCAAUUUCAUAUUUUAUAGAUAACCGAAGAUGAUAAAAGGAUGCGACUUCAAAAACGUUUAAAAACUGAUUUUUCUGAAUAUAGAAAACAAAGUGUUAAAUUCCUUCGUAUAGACCCUGAUGUGGAUACCUCGAUGGAAUUAACUCUUAGAGAGUAUAUUUUGUAUUUAGAACGCAGAUUAAAUACUUCAGCACUUGGUAGUUUUGGGUCGAAGGUAAAUUUUAAUUAAAUUACUAAGUCAUAAGUGAUUAUUAUAAUAUAAUGUCAUUGCUGUAGAUAUCUAAUAGAGAACAAUGGAGAGAAAAUAUUUUAAAUGGCAUUUAUAAAGUCAAUGGUAUUUUAUCCUGGGGAAAUAGAAGUAAAGUGGUAAGUUUUUAAUUAUUGUUAUAGUUUAUAUUUUGUUGUAUUGAACAUUUUUUUAACUUAAUGUUUAAGUUUAAUUUCAAAAAUGUUUUACCUAUUCAAAAGUGUACAUGUUAAUUUAAUAUAUUUUUAUUUCAGAAUGAUGAAAACAUUGAUGAAAAAGUUGGUUUACCAGAACCAAUGAGUAAGUAACAAGUUAAAAGUAGUUUUUAAUGUGAUGUAUAAUUUAUAUCACAAAUAAAUAUAAGUACUAGAUGUCCAUGUAAAUAAUUUAAAUAUUUUUUAUAUAGACUACAAAGAUCCAGUUAAAUAUGUUGUUGAAGAUAUUAAAGUCGAUCAAAAAAUUUCAGAUUUAGCAUCAGUUAUCCUUAAAAUAGAACAGUCUAUUGAACCAAAGUUUCUUAGAAGACCAUUGGGUAAUUUUAUAUAUUUAUAAAAAUAUUUUGUGUCAGAUGUGCUGUAUAAAUAAUAUAGGCAUUAAUUAUACAGUAUAUAUACAGGUCUAUAAAUUAGAAAAUUAGGGUAAUAAGGCCAUAAUUCGAAACCAUAAAUAUAAAUUAUAAUACCUUAUUAUGUGUAAUUUAUUAGUUUUACGUUUUUUAAAUUAUGACAUUUUAAAUAACAGCAGAGAAUAUAUUGGGGGUCCCACUAAAAAAUGAAAAAAAGGAAUGACUUGUUAUGUUAGAUAUUUACAAUUUUUUUUUGUAAUGUUUAAAAAAUUCUUGCUCUAUGAUUUCUGAUUUUAUAUACAUUAAUUAUUAUUACUUAAUAAAUAUUAAUUUAUUAUCAAGGUUACACAAUUUUUUGAAGUUGAUAGAAAUUAUUAAAAUUACUUUAUUAUUUUUUUAAAAAUUAGUGAAUUCAUUGAUAAUUAGUAGUAGCAAAGAAUACAACUUAAAUAAUUUAAAAUUUUUAAAAAUAAUACCAAUCAAUUCACCAAGUUUUUAUCAUGAGUAAAUAUUUGUUAUACUCCAAUUUCUUUAAAGAAUCUUGGGUUUUGUAAAAAAAAAAUUAGAUUUAGAAAAUAGCAGGUGAUCUAUUAGUUUUAUUAUAUGGGGGUUUUUUUUUUGUACCUAUGAGGAACUUUUCUAACAGAAAUUUUACUUCAAUAAAAAAAUGAUAAGAUACCUAUUUGUUGCUUUUUGGAUCUAGUUAAUGAGUAAGAAAUUUCUGAUUUUCUAUGUAAUUUCCUUAAUAGUUAAGCAAAACUGGAAAAACUUAAGGAAGAACAGGGAAGUUCGUGUAAAUAAUGUUUUAAUUGUUGUCAAUUUCAAAAUUAUUUUCUAGAAGUAGUAACAUUUUUUUUUAAACAGGCACAAUUAUUGGGCUACUUUUAGGUAUUUUAUGUUCUAGUUUUUUUGCGUAAUUUUUUUCUAGUAGUUACAAUGUGGAUAUAAUUGUUUGACUUAUCAAAAAUGUUUCAGAAUUUAACAAGUUUAUUUUAAGUUAUACUUAUGAGUGACAAAAAAAAAAAAAAUAAGAGUAUUGUAAAAUUUUUUUUUUAUAAGAAUUUUAUCAUCAAAUUUCGACUAAAAUUAAAAUAUAUGAUAGCCUUUCAAAAUUUGUGUAGUUGGAAUUUCUCUCAGAAACAAUUUGGUUAACAAAGAUUAAUCAUUGCAUACAGAUAUACAUUAAUUUCCUUUUCUACAUCAUUCCUUCCUACCUUCUCACCUAUAACAGGGGCCGCCAAUUGUGUGAAGGAUAUCUAUCUUUUUUUUUAAAACAUCAAUCUCUAAUUAUUCAUAUUUAUAUAGUUUUUUACAUCAAUAAUAGUGUGCAUAAUCAUGUUGUUUACAACUUAACAAAAUUAUAUGUAUUUUACUGUUUGUGUUUAGGUUAUGACAAAAAAGAAAAAAUGAAUAGUGCAAUAAAUCCACAAAUGGACAAAUGGGAAAUGUCCUUGAUGAGCUCUUUGAAUUUUUCACAACUAUUUUUACAUUUAGUGACAUUGGGUAUAAGAAACAAAUAUAUUAUAUAAAAAUAUAUCUAUUGCAUAUUAGGAAUAAUAUAAAAUUAAAUUAAAUGUUUUUUAUUAUUAAUUUGAUUAUUUAGAGAAGAGUAUAGAAUGGUCCAAAUCCAUAAUGAAAGUUAAUUGUGUUUUAUGCCGAAGUAAUAAGGAUGAAGAUGUUAUGCUGCUAUGUGAUAACUGCAAUAAAGGACAUCAUAUUUACUGUUUGAAACCAAAACUGAAGGUAUGUUGUUUCUUUAUAUUUUUUCAGUUAUGGUUACUAUGAAAAUAUAAUUUAGGCAUAAAGAAGGGUUGGUGCGAUUAAAAAAAUUAGAGUGGUUAUACUGUAAAAAGUUACAAUUAGGUACUUAAGUUAGGUUGAUUCUCAUAAAUUAAUUAGUGAGGCGGAACUUGUAAUUUUUAUUGUUAAUUAAAUUAUUAAAAUUUGCUUUAUUUAUAGAAAAUUCCCCAAGGUGAUUGGUUUUGUCAAAAGUGUAAACCUAUUUUGAAAAAUGAACAAGAAGAGGACGAGCCUGAAGAAAAAGUGUAAGUGAUUUACUAUUAUCUGUGAUAAUUUUGUUUUGUUUUGAAUUAAACCUGAAUCAAAAAAUCUGUUGAAUUUUUAAUGAUGGAAAACGUUUCAACUUUUGUUUGUUUAUUUAUACACAAAAUAUUGUUCUUUAACAUUUUUAUAAACAAUUACAAUACAAUUACAUUACAAUAUUAUUAUUGAUAAUAUACAAGUGAUCCUUUUUUUAUUUUUAUUUUUAAAUUUAAUAAAUAUAUGAUGUUUCAAAAUAUUGGAAAUUAGUUACAGAUAAUUUGGAAGAGGUCAUAUUUUAUUAAAUUUUAGAACAGUUUUCCAGAAAGUUGUAAAAAUUGCUGAUAAGUUAUUCCAUUUCCAUUGCUGAGGAGGAACAUUUUUACUUAUUUGUUAUAUAUCACAAACCCCCCAACAAUUUAAAACAAAUUUUCACGCCUAUAUAAUAUAAUAAUAUUCUAUCAAUAAACAAAUACAAUAUAUAAAAUAAACAAAUAAAUUUUGUUUUUAAAUUAAUACAUUUCAAUUAUGUUAUUUUUAUUUAUAAUAUUAAGAAAUUUCUUAUUUCACAAAAAUUUAAUUGUUUUUUUUUUUUUAAAAUCUCGUUACUGUUAAUAGUUUUAUGAUAAAAGUAUUGCUUUCAAGUUCUCAGAUUUUAUUUUUGAAAAAUGGCCAAUGAUUUUGGUUUACUCAAUGCUGAUAUUAUUCUAUAUACAUUAAUAAAUGAAAAAAUUAUAAUUUAUUUUACCAUGUAUUUUUUAAGUAUAUAUGUUAUAGUUUAAUGUUGAAAAUAGAAUAAUGUCAAUUUUUCAUUCAUGACCAAUUUUGUGCUGUUGAUUAAUAUUAUAGUGAAUUUAUCUUUAAUCAAACCUAUAAGUAAGAAUGCUGACAGUAAUUAUUCAUUGGUUUUUUUUUUUCAAUAAUUACAUUUUUAAGUGAAAAACAAUUGAAUUUUACUUACAAAUUUUAAUAUUAAAAAAAAACCAAUGCACAAUGUACUUACUUUUAACAUGUUGAUUGUGUAUCUCACUGUAGUUCUUACUGUAGUGUGUACAUGACUUUAAUCCAUAUCCUUUUAAUUACUCUAAUUAAUAAUCAUAUUUCAUUAAGCUACGCGCAGAGAAUAUUAGACUAUUUACAUUAUAUAUAUUGAUGCCAAUCAGUAUGCAAUUAAUGGGUUGGAUUAUAUAAUUCACUCAAUUUUUUUUUAAAAAAACACAAAAUUGGGUCUGCUGAAUGAAAAGUUGACAUCUAAUUUUCUAAAUUGUUCAUAACAUAUACAUAAAGGUAAAAUAUAUAAUAUUUUAUCCAAGUCUGGUUUUUAACUGUGAUUCAUUAUAAUUUCAAAGAUUAAAUACAUUUUUGAACUGGUUAACAGUUAUUUAAAUACUUGUUUCCUGUCACCAUAAUAUUUAGAACCAUUAGAUAGUGGUUAAUGCUUCUUUAACCUUUUUCUUUGAAGCAGUUCUAAUUGUUCCGAGACUUUAAAGAAAAAAAAAAAUUUGUUUUCAUAGUGUAAGAUAGCAAAUUGAGCAUCAAAUUAAUAUUAGUAGUACAAUUAUAUAUUCUAAGCGGAGUUAGGGUUCUAUACAAGUAUACAAUUUAUUUUAUUUACUAUCACUAACUCUUGAGAAAGUUAUGCUCAAAAAGUUUCAUAUAGCAACUUUAAAUAUCUAAAAUUAUCUUAAAUAACUUGCUAGGUAAUGAUUAUUAUCCUUUUGAUAGGAAAUAACUAGAAUUAAAAUUAAUAAUUAUAAAAAAAGUGAAAUAAAAUAGUGUAAAUAUUAAACAAAAUUAUGUCAUAUACUUACAGAAUGUGAUUAUAAACUAUUAUCUAAGUUAAGAAUGCAUUCUAGGGCUUCUGUGGUUAAUUUUAUAAUGUCCAUCGUGCCUCUAUGAAAUAAUUGAUAUUUAUUGCCUACUAAUAAUAAUCAAUUUCAAUACCGAGGUUCAGCCAGUUUUUUUUCUAUCAGAUGUGAUUAUUGUGACUUGAAUUUCAAUUAUACUUUUCUGCUUUGGUUUUAUUAGAGCUUUCAAAAAAUACUUUUAGUUAAAUAAGUUAUAAAUUGCAAUGAAUAACUAUAUUAACAUGUCUAAAUGUGUUAUAUAUAAAAAAAAAUCAUGGGGAAUCUCCAAAACUAUUAAUUUGUGUUCAAUAUGAAUGUUUCAAUUUUAUUUUAAAAAAUAAUUGAUUAUAAUCACUUAUAAAUACUUACCCUCUAAUAUUAUUAAAAAAAAUAUAUAUAUAUUAAUAGUAAUAAAAAUUCAAGUGAUUAUGGAUCAUAAAAAAAACUGUCUACAAUUUUCCACUAGAAAUCUUGUUUCGAUCAUCAACUUUAGGAGUGAUUCUAGUAACAAAAUGUAUGCGUUUGGUGAUUGGCUAUUUUUUAAAUUUUUCUUUCAAUUUUCUUGAAAACAAUUUGGAUAAACCAGAGAAAUGUACACCAUAUCUGUUUUAAUUAUUUUUGAUUUUGUUUUUGUUGUAGUAAAUUAAGUUUAAAAUAAUUUUAGACUUACAGUUUUUACUGAAUAAUUUCAGAACUUUCUGGUGGUUUUUGUUUAUUUGAAUUUAUGUUGAUGAUUUUUUUUAAGUCAACAACAGCACUAAAAAAUUGAACACUUGUUCAUCAUAAGUUGUAGUUUCUAGUAAAAAAAAAAAUUGAGCUCAAUAUAGUAUUUUUCAUUAAAUAUCUAGAGUUAAAAUUUGUAUGGAAAUCAUAAAAUAUUGGCACUUUUUAACAUGUUUUAACAUGUUUAGCUUAUUUUGCUCAAAAUUGUGUUUUUAUUAUUAAUAGUUUAUUGUUGUGCACAGAUGCAAAACACAUUUCUCUAUAUAUUUUACCUUACAACUUUCCACCUAAAACAAUCAAUAACACAUCGAUCAGAGCCUACCUUUUCUUGGUAUACUAUAUUUGAUAAUAAAAAGUUAGAUGAUGUAUUAUUACAAGAAUUAAAAUUGUACAACUAAGCUACUUAAGUUUUAAUAGAACUUAAUAGUAAAAUAGCCACAUAUAUUACCCCAAUGCUUUAAUAUUUAAACAUCAUACAAAUAGUUUAUUCAAGAUAUUCAUUUUUUUCUGUUUGGUUGUUUCUCCCGUGUCCAAUUAUGUUAUUGAUGUAAAUUUACUACAUUACAAAUAUAAAUAUGACACUCUUUUUACAACUUUUUAUUCUUAAUAGAAAUUUUAAUAUUAAUUGAAAAUGUUCUAACUAUAUUUAAAAUAUUUGCUAAAUCUGAAUUAAUAUAUUUUAUUUAAUGUGUAUAUGAUUGAUGUACAAUUGUUUACAAUUCAUUUAUUAAGUGUUGAUUUAAAAUUAGAAAUUGCUACUUAAAAAUAUAGUUUUUAGAAUACUUUUUUUUUUUUUUAAAUUUAUCAUUGAAGUAUAAAAUAAUGAUAAAUCCCAAUAAUGUUACUAGAUUUUAAUUUUAUUUAUGAUUUAGUAUUACUUUUGUUUUUGUUUUUUAGGAAAUUUGAUAUUUGUCAUAUUUGUAAAGAAGAAGGAACAGUAAUAACUUGUGAUGAUUGUUCAAAGAAUUAUCAUUUAGCUUGUUUAAAUCCACCUAAACGGGCACCACCAAAACGAAAUUGGACAUGUUUUAGUUGUCGACAAACAUCGUGUAAAGGUAAAACUAUUGUUUUAAAAUCAAAAUCUUUGGUUUUCAUAACCCACUUAAUAUAUAUUUUAGAAGGUUACUCAAUAAUAUUUUGUCUAUAAUCACAAUAUCGUUAAACAUUACGUAUAUUCAGUUAACAGGACAUGUUAGUAACUACACUAUUAAUCAAUAUUUUCAAAUGAUUUAUAGCAAAUUUCAUUAUUUUACCAAUAAGUAAAAUUUCACACUAGUUUGGUGGGUAAUCAUGUACCUAUUUAUAAAAAAUAUGGUCCAAUAUAAAUGGAUAAUUCUGUUUAUUUUGAAUAUGAUGGUUAUAGAAAUAAACUAAAAAUUAUCACCUGGUCCUAUUUCAAUCUGUUGAAUAUUAUUUACAGAUGAAUUGGAACAGGUUGAGGUGGAAAGGUAUAGCAGGCGUAAGAGUUCGCAGGCUGCCACUGCCAAAAUAUCUGAAUUUGCUCGACAACUGUUACAUGCAUCAGCCAGAUGUUAUGGUCUGUCUCUGGUGUCAUAAUAUAUAAUAAUCUAAUUUCAGUUUUGUAAAAAUAAUUACUGUAAUCUCAACACAUAGAUCCAGGCUGUAUAUUGAAUUUUUAGUAUAUAUAUGUAUAUAUACAAGUAUAUGUAUACCUGUAUAUAAAAAUUAUAAAUAAUAAACUUCUAUUUACAAGCUUUGUAAUCAAAUUAUAGUAAUAUUUUAAAAUACAUUCUAUUACUCUUGGAUCUGUAUUUUAUUAUAACAUUUAAAUAAUUCUAUUGCAUGUAUAUAUUUUUAUUUGAAUGUUAUUUUAAUUGGCUUGAUUUUAUUUAAAUCAGUUGGUCGUUUAAGUAGGUGACAUUAGUUGAUAAUAAUGUUAUAAAUUAUGCUUUGUUAAAAAUAAUUAUAUAUCCAAUGACAAUAUAUAAGACUCAUUUAUUUAUGUAUAGGCCAUUUAAAAAAAAAAUAGCAUGACUAGAUAUUUGUGAUAAAUUAAUAAUAUUUACAUUGUUAUUUCAUAUUCUUUCAUAAUCUUAGCUCAAUGCCAUUGGCACAUGUGUUGGUACAGUUAAUCAUGAAUUUUGCAUGGACAUAAUUUAUUUAAAUUUACUGUCAAAAUUAAAAAAAAUUGUUUUUUUUUUUAAUUCAUUACUAUAAUUAAUUAUUUUAGGUGAAGAAGAAAAUAUUACCGAAGAAAAGAGCCGAAGAAGAGCUAGACAUUCAGAAGUAACUACUUUGACUACAUGCAAUGACCUACCUUUGGACAAUGCUCUUUUGCAAUUGGUUUUAAACCAAAUCAUGCAUCAUCCAGAAGCAUGGCCAUUUUUACGGCCAGUUACUAAAUCUCAGUGCCCUGAUUAUCAUACAAUUAUAAAAAAUCCAAUGGAUUUAGGCACAGUAAAAUACAAACUUAAUAUGCUGGCAUAUAGCACAAAUGCCGAUUUGUUGAGUGAUAUGGAAUUGAUAUUUGAAAAUUGCUUCUACUACAAUUCUGAAAACUCUGAAGUAUUUAAGUAAGUUGUGUAAUAUAAUUAUUACAAUAUAUUUGAGAUCAUUAAUACAAAUGUAUUUAUAUGUAUUCAUUAGAUGUGGCGAAAUGGUAUAUAAUUACUACAAACAAAUAUGCCAAGAAGUUAACUUGAAGAAUUACAGUGAAGAAAGUGACUAUCAUCCUCCUGGAAAAAAAUCAAAACAUAGUUUGUAGAUGUAAUAAAAUUGGAUUGGUUUCUAGUUGACAUUAAAUAAUGUAUUUAUAUUAAAGUCUUAGUGAAUACUAAUGAUGUGUAUAGUAUAUUGUCCUAGUAUAAAAUAGUUAUUCAUAAUAACACCUUCAUUUUCUGCCAAUUUAGAUUUUCUAAACAUGGCUGUGAAAUUCUUAAACCAAUCUGAUUCUAUUUGAGAAAUUUCAUUAAAAAUUAAAUUUUAAAAUUAUAAAACGAAUAUUUGUUAAAGUAAGUUAGUGCAUUAUAAAUUAAAUUAAGAAUUAUUUUUUUCAAUUGUACAAUGAUGGAUAUUUUUUGAAAAAUGAUUAAACUUGUAUUUUGUUUACUUUCUGUAAUGUGCACUGUAUGUUAAUGCAUUACCGUAGAUUAUAAAACUGUACAAGACUUACAAAAACCCAUUAAUGUUGUACUUUUAUUAUUUUUAAGCUAUCAUAAGUUGUAUUUUAUUGUAUAUAUAUAUAUAUAUAUAUAUAAAAACAAUUUAUUUUAAACAGUUCAACAACUACCACCAUAUGUACUACCAUACAUAAUAAGUUUAUAUGAAACAGUACAUCAAAAUACUACUCUAUUUUAAGUGAUGAAAAUUAUGCUCUUUUUGAAUAAUUAUUAUUAUUUUUUAUAGAAUUAUUGAACUAAAUGAGUUCAAUAUUCAAUACAAUUAUCAUUUAUUUUGAUAUAAACCUUCAAUGUUUGAAUUUUUUUUUAAUUUAAUAUGUACAUUUUUAUUUCUCGGCUCAAAACUAUUUUGUCCUUUGUAAUAUAUAAUGAAUUUCUUUUAAUAGAGCCAAGUGCCUACGUUUUGUUAAUAAUUAUUAAUUCAAUAAAAAGAAAAGGAAAAUUUUACCUUUCUAUGUAACUAAGUGUUUAUAUAUUAGAUAAGCAUAUAGUCCAUCUUUAUUUUCUAUAUAUUUAAAAGUAUUUUAAUUUUAAUUUGUGUAAUUCAAUUCCUAUUUUAAUAUUUUUUUUACUUAAUGUUAAUGUUAGUGUUUUAUUUUUAUUUUUUAAAAAAAAACAUUAAAGAAUACAUUACGUUUUUUUUUUAUUUUAAACAAAGAUGGUGUUUUAUUUUAUCAUUUUCAGCAACUUUAGUAAAAUUACUGGUCUGUUUUAAAUACAGUUUAUUGUAUUAUAAUAUUUCAAUACAACAAAAUAAUACAUGGCUCAUUAAUUUUUUUGUAGAUUGGUACAAACCGUAAUGUCAAACCAAUACUGUUUAUUAAAACUGAACAAUUUUGUAUUAAUUAAAUGAAACAUGUUCUAAUAUUCAAUAGUUUUAAUAUGAUAAGACUUGAUAUGUUGAAAGAGAAAAGAAAAUAUUCAAUGUGCGAGUAUGAGGUUUUUUUUUGAAGCCUAACAUAAUUUAAGUGAUUUUAUUUAAGAAGUUUACAGUUGGCACUGACUUACACAUAAUAUUAGUGUUUUUUUCGAUUUCAUUUUAAUUAUCUGACUGGUGUGAUGAAACAGUUAUAAAUUGACUACUCUUCAAUUUUAAUUAACAAGGUUAAUUUGGAUGGAUAUCAAUUGAGCAUUUUAAUUAAAAUAAUAAUAUGUAACUAUAUAUUAUGAUAUAAUAUACUAUUUACUGGUAGUUACACAGUAAAAAUAAAUUUUACUUUGAAAUUUAUAUUGUAUACAAAUUCAAGAAUAUUGGUUUGCUCAAUUUCUAGUUUACCAUAAUUAUUAUAAAUUCUAACGCAUCAAAAUAAUCCUUUGAUUUUGAAUAAUUGAUAACUUAAACCUUAAAAGUAAUAUAAUGUAAUAAAUAUAAAAUAAUUUGGAUUUUGUUUAGAGUUUAUUAUUAGCUAUUUGUAGAAUGAAGUCAUGCAAAGGCUGGUUUACACGCAACGACUUAUUGUACGUUUUAUCGGACACAAUAAAUUGAAUCAAGUAAAACAGAACAUAUAUACAGCAAAUCUUACGUUUUAUCGAAUCGGAAUGAAAUCCAAGAUUGGAUCGAAAUACUGAUGAGCGUGGAUUUAUUUUCCGCGAGAUUGAACGAGUUGUUACAUGUAAACACAGGUUCGAUAAAUUGUACAACUUCGUCCGUUUUUGGUUUUUAGUUCUCUUCGAGAUCAUAUAGUUUCAACAACUUAAUUUAACCUAAUUUUUUUUUUCAACAUUACCAUACCAGCUUUUCUGAUACAAGUUUCAUCUUUUUUUAUGUAUGGCGUUACCAAUUUCAACAAUCGAUUUUAAGUCGGAGCAAUUCUUUUCCUGGCAUCUUUGGAUAACAUUUUUAAUUUUUCCAUAAUUAUUGCCAACAGACAACUAUGGAUAUUGUAAUUUAAAAAGAAAUCUUCCAAAAUUGUGACAACAGCGCCAUCUUUUUGUUGGAUACCUAACCAUUUAAUCAGCUGAUGUACCGAAGUACAAUCAAUGAGCAAUUUAUAGGUGUUGUUUUAAAAUCUGUAUGUACUUGUAGUACUUAGUUUCACAUUAUUUCUGUUUAUAGAGGUCAAUCAAUUUUCUUUUUCCUGUGAAGUUCUGCAAAUAAAAUCUACGGUGAGUAAAUUUUAUUUUAUUAUUAUAAAUGAAGUAAAAAAAAAAACACAGUAAAUGUUUGUAGAUGUUGAACCUAUUCAAUUAUAAACUUGUAUAAAGAUUUAUUUUUGUCCUAUUUAUACGAGUAUACCUAUUCCGUAGUUUGUAUUUCAUUAUAAUAAUAUUCCACAAUAUUCUAGCAGUACAAAAUAUGUAUAUUUACUCAAAAUAAAUUUGAUUUUACUAUUAACGAAUUUGUUAUAAAUAUUCUUGAGCAUCUAUAUGUUUUACGAUGUAUAUUAUCUUAUACAUUAUGGAGAUGUUGAAAAUUAGAUAAUUUAAAAUUUUCGUUUAGUAAAUUAAUUUAAAAAUUUCACAAUUAUAUGCUUUUAAUUUUAAUAUUGGUGUUGGAAUUGGCCUAAUUGAUAAUUGGUUAAACUUUAACCGUUAAAGUUUUGUCUCUUAGGUUAAACAAUUUUUCAAAAUAUCGAAAAAUGCCAAAUACCUACAUUUAUUUUCCAUGCUCUCAAUUCGACCGAUGUCUCGCAGUCGAAUUUUCCUAUUUUCUGUUGAAAUACACUUGGUUUUGAAGUGCCCGUUUGCGGAGUUAAAAUAAUGUAUUAUUACUGUGUAGUAACAGUGUAUGGAAAGCUAGAUAAAUGGACAUUUGGUACCUGUGAAAAACAAGAUAUGCAAACAAUUAGUCCCCCCAUUCUUUUUUUUUUAAACACUUCAACUACUAAGAAUCUGAUUAUCUCAAUUUUAUUUACAGUACCUAUAUGCCCUAAUAUUCUGACUUAUAAUUAAUGAAAUAUUAAGUUUGUGUAAUAUAAUGUGAAAAAUAUAUUAAUUUUUUAAAUUUAAAUUCAAGAUUAAUAAUAAGUACCUACAAAAGUAUUAAAUAAAAUUGUUUAACAAAGUUGAAAUCAAUUAAUUUUUAAUAUGAAAUUCAUGUAUUGCGAGUACUGAUGGUUGAUGAUCCUUGGGAAAGUUAUUCAAUUUUGCAUAAAUAUAUGAUCCUAGUAUGUAUAUUAAGACCAUUAUAUAACUUUGAGGUGGUUUUCACAUCAGAUAAAUAGGCAAUUAGUAGUUAACAAUAUUUAACAGACCAUACGUAUUGCCUUUAUCUCUCAUACAGAAGCGACAGUAAAAAACCAUGUCAACUGACAAGAACAAAAUAGCAAAAUUACACAUUACAAUGUAGUAUGUUAAUAUUAUUUAAUAAGGUUAGAUUAUGCUCAACACUGGCAAUAUCAUAUUGUUUCAAUGUGAGAAUAUUUAUUAUUAUCUAUGAGAAUAAUCUAAUGGCAAUGUUAUUGCUGAUUGCUAGUUUCUAAUUACCUAUUGCUCUGUGAGAACCGUAUUUAGACUAGAAAAAAUAAAUCAAAAAUAGAUUAUUUUAUGUGGAACAGUGAAAAAUUUAAGGAGAUAAAGGAUUGUAAAGUUAUUUUUGGUGAGAAUAUAACACUAAUGGCCACGAAGAACACUUGCAUUUGAAGGGAUUGGUGAAGAUUUUCCUAAUUUUCUCCAAGUGUUUAUACAAUAUUUUUAGUUCUUUAUUAGACACAUUAAAUUUUUUUUUAUAUUUCAAUUUUUUUAUUGCAAGCAAAUUUGAAAUAUGUUCAAAAAUACAAUCAUAUUUUUUUAUGAUUUUCAGUAAAAUAACAGAAUUUCUAUUUCUAACAUAUUCAAGUAAAGAACCUGAAGAAUAAUAAUUUAUUUAAAAAUUGUAAUCCAUCAAACACAAUUCCUAUUGUUAUGUCUGGCUCUUUUAGAUUUACAUUAGCUAAAAUAUACAUAGUCACCAAUCAAUCUUUUAAGCAAUUUGUUUAAUUUGUUUUUAUAGAUGACUGAAGAAAAAUUAAGUAAGAGAAUGAUUUUCCCAUACACAUUCACUGCUAAGAUUAUUCAGUUUCCAUUCAAAAUGCAUAUGAAACAUCAUUGGAUGUUCCCAUGGUUUAUGGGAGCGGCUGUAUUAGUUUCGCCCAUAUUCUAUAAAAUACAACAAUUCGGUAAAAUUAUUUUUUAUAAUAUAUCAGUAGAUAAAUUAAUUUAAUCUUAUAAAACAUGUGUAAUUUUUUUUUUCCAGCCAAUUGUGAAGCCAAUAUUAAGUUGUGGGCUGAGAAAAGAAGAAAAGAUGAGGAACACUAUAAACAUAAAUGGGAUUAA